GGGCAGGGCCGCGCCUCCCUGCCCGGCAGGAGGUGGGACCAGCCCCGGCGCUGCCGCCCGCCUCCUCCCUCUCUCCCUCCCUCCCUCUCUCGCUCCCGAGGGUUGAGCCAUUCCGGGAAGGCGCCGGCUCCCCCAUCGCUCCUCGGCAGCGCUGCACCGGCAUCGGCCGCCGUCGCGCCGGGCUCGGCCCCACGUCGCCGCGGGGCUGCGGACGAUCUGCGGCGGAGCGGAGCAGCGGCCGCGGCGGCGGGUGCGGAGUGCCCGGUCUCCCGCGGCGGGGAGCGGCUGGGAGCGGCGGGCGGCGGGGGGGCGGGAGGACAAGUGGACGGAGCGCCCGGUAACGGGGGGGCCGGCCGCCGCGUAGUUGUUUUGUCCGCGGUAAGUUGACCGAUCCUUUGGGGAGGCUUCACUUGGAAGCGGGUAGCGCUCGUCUCCCGGCUUCCUGCCGCCCCCAGCCCCCUUGGAGGGGGUGUCUUUUUUUUUUUUUUUUUUCAUUCUUCCCCCCCAUCCUUUUAUUUUUUUUUUUUUAAUUAUUAUUAUGGGGUCUGUGGGAGAGCAGAUCUUCCAGUCAGACGUUGCUCUUCUUCCUUGUCCAACGCUCAGCGGAGAACUAUAAUAUUUUUUCUCUGAGAUACUGCAGUGAAUUUUAGUUCCAAGAAAUCAGGCGAACAAAAUAAUCUGAAUAACCCGAACCAUUUGUUAACGUGUGAGAGCAAACGCUGCCUAGGUACAGAUGAUGGCAAAGAAUUCCUUGGAAGGGUCUAAAGAAGACCUAAGCAAAAUUUCAGAAGAGGAGAUGCUGAGGUGGAGCAAGGAAGAGCUGGUGAAAAGACUGAGAAAAGUGGAGAAUGAAAAGAUGAACUUAAUGGUGGAACACGGCAACUUAAUGAAGGACGUGAACCGGCGGCUGCAGCUCCACCUGCACGAGAUCCGCGGGCUGAAGGAGGUGAACCAGAAGUUGCAAGACGACAACCAGGAGCUGAGGGAGCUCUGCUGCUUCUUGGAUGAUGACCGGCAGAAAGGCAAGAAGCUAUCGAGGGAAUGGCAGCGUUUCGGGAGGCACACGGCCAGCGUGAUGUGGAAGGAGGUGGGCAUGUACCAGCAGAAGCUGAAGGACCUGGAGGCGAGGCAGGAGACCCUUCUGAGGGAGAAUGUGGAGCUGAAGGAAAUGGUGCUCAUGCUGGACGAGGAGCGGAGUGGGGCUGGCUCGCGGAGCUCCAUCGACAGCCAGGCCAGCCUGACCAACCUCAACGGUGGCUCGGCCACCAGGGACGUGGGGGACGGGAGCAGCACCUCCAGCACGGGCAGCGCGGGCAGCCCCGACCACCACCACCACCACCUCCACCACCAUAAGGCCGGCGACAGCAAGGCUGGGGCCAUGCGGAGGUCUAUGGAUGACCUGUCUGCACCCCUUCACCACCGGAGCAUCCCCAACGGCCUAAACGAUUCGUCUUCCAACUAUAUCAGGCAACUUGAAACAAAAGUGAAAUUGCUGGAGGAUGACAACAAGCUUCUUUCCCAGCUGGCUCACAACAGCUUGCCACGAAAUUUCAGUAAGCAGUCCAGCACGGGGGACCUGAGGACUCUGAGGAAAGGGUUGUCCCCGUACCACUCCGAGUCACAGCUCUCCUCGCUGCCACAGUAUCAAGACACCCUACAAAACGGACCAGGUCGCAUGACAUCUGAUCUUGCAUCUUCCCCUGCAGCAGGAUAUGUCCCUGUUGGUCAGAAGCCAGAGGCUGUUGUGCACGCUAUGAAGGUCCUUGAGGUGCAUGAAAAUUUGGACAGGCAGAUGCAAGACAACUAUGAAGAAGACCUGAGUGAAAAGGAGAAGGCGAUUGUUCGUGAAAUGUGCAAUGUUGUCUGGCGAAAGCUGGGUGAUGCUGCGAGCUCCAAACCCUCCAUCAGGCAACAUCUUUCGGGAAACCAGUUCAAGGGUCCCUUGUAGGAACACUGUCCUGGAGGCUGGAAAUGAUGGAUUCUGCGAAGACCACAGAGGCAGAGCUCAGCGUUUCUGGCUGCCUGUUGUUUAGGAGUUGGGCUUGAGGUGUUUUCAGGGUUUCCUUUUUUUUUGGCUUUUUUUGUAACAAUAGUGUAAAUAUGGCAGCUAAAGGCCUGAUUCCCAGGCUGUGGUGCUCUGGAACUACUGUUCAAUGGGUAACCAUCCAAUAAUGCCAGACUUGCAUAAUUUCUAUUGUAGUUCAAACCUGCUUUGUUGUAAUGGUCUGUUUGUAGAAUUAACUAACUUGAGAGAAUUUUUAAGAGGAACAAGAAGAACCCUUAACCUGUGGAGGUCACAGUUUGUAUCGCUCCUGUCCACCCAGUUGUCAAUGAUUCACAGCUGCAUUGGCGGCUCCAGGCAGCACCAAGGAAAGAGCAAUUUGAAUUUGUUGGCUUACUGCCUGCCAGGCUCUGGAGUUGCUAACCCUUCUUUUGGAGGCCCUUAUUCUGAAGAAUCACAUGUGACUGUUUUCACAAGGCGCUGUGUACGAUAUUGAGUGGUGAGCUAAAACCACCGGUACCACUCUGUACCUCACGUGGUGGCACUCAUCAUACAAACGAACAGAAAGGCUUGAGACUCCGUAUCAGCUGUUAAUGAACUAUUUUUAAUGAACAAAUGACACAAGAUUUCUGCAGUCGUAAUGUGAAUGAACUGAAGUCACUUAGCCACACGCCAGUAUUCCCUUUUCUUAUAAAGCUUUCACUACAAAAUUAUUCAGCGGAAACUGCCAUCAUCACAGUGCUUAUGGCUUUCACAGGAUCUUCGAGAGCAGCUCAUCUUUCACAUAAGGAAGAUUUGGGUAUUUUUAAUGUUCUUGCUGGAUGCCUCACCUAUACUGGUUCCUGUGUAAGGUAAUCAAACAACAACCUUGCAGAGCUGAAUAAAAUCUCCACAAACACAGGCUGUUGGGUGAGACUACUUCCUGCCAUUCAAGCUUUAUUUUUGUUAAUGAACCAAAACAAGCAGGUUUUUUCUUCUUCUGCUGGUUGUAUAUAAAACAACAGGACUCAUAUUUUGCUGUUGUGGAGUAGCUGCUUGUAUAGUUGUAAGAACUUGAUCCCUUCUUUUCCAAGUUGUCACAGCAGCUGUCCCUCUAUUUUAUUAGAUGUUCUUUCCCAAUAGUCCAAGGAAGUGGGGCUUGGUUAUUAAAAUAAUUGGUGUAAAAUAAUUUUAGAGACAGGCAUGUGAAAAGAUCAAAGCCUCCUUUUCAAAAGUUGCAUCGAUUUUAGUGAUUAGUUCAAAGAUUUAAUGACCUCAAGCUCCAUCACUCCCUUUAUUCUCCACAAGAAUCAGUCACAGCUAUAGACAGCUGAAUUAGCUGGACAGGUUCUUCCUCUUGAAUUAAUUUGUUCUACCAGUUGAGUUCUUGACUUGUGAUAUUGUAUUAACGGGGAGCGCUGAUACAAUACCAACGAGCUCAUGCUGCAAGUUAUGAAAGGUAAUUGGUCCCAUGGUAUACGAUAACAUAGCUGCCUGGAUAAAGAAUUUGGAGUGUCAGAGCUGAGAUCUAUAACCAGUAAAAAAACAGAGAAGGGAUACAACCCAAAUACUACAUAGGAACCAGUAAGAGUAAGCACCACUUCAUUGUUAAUUGCAGAAGCAGAAAAAUACCAGUCUAGAUGAGUAAGUUAUUUACACAAAAAAACCACAAAAACCACCCCAAAACACACACCAGUGGUUUAUUUCUUACUACUGCUCAGUCAGCAAACGCUGAGCUAGCUCACUCUAAUAUUUAUAUCCAAUGUGUCUGGAAAGACCCCGCCUAGUGUCUGUCUCCAUUAAAACACGGCAUCUUUAGAAGAUUCCAGAUUUCCUCCUCUUUGCUUUUUGUUUUGACCUCGUGUUUCUAGGCACCCAUUGGCUACUUGUCUUCCUGUACAAUUUAUAUGUUGAGAUUUUCAUACCAGAAAAGGUGAUGUAAAGCAGAGGCAUCAUUCUUCCUUAACAUCUGAUGUCAAAAAGAGGGUUAAAUCUAUCUGCUUGGAAAGCCUGUGUUAAUUUUGGUGGCAUCUGAUGACUGGGUUAAGCAGAGAAUUUAAGCAUGUUUGGAACAAAGUUAAUUUACAUUAGUGAAUUUUAACUAAAGCAAUGCAAAUGUUGCCAGCACUUGUAGAGAGUUGUCUUGAUGACGUGCUUGCUAUUUUAGGAGCGUAUUAGACUAGCAGGUCCUCUCAACAAGAGCUUUACUAAUCAGAUUACUAGUCUCACCAGCUAUGUAAUUCUUUUUCAGGUAUUCCAUGCUAUCAAAUCUCUCUCAAAAUCUACCCAAUGACUUCAGACAAAGCUCAUUUUUUUCCACCUAAAAGGGCAACAGUGCUGCAACUGAGGCCCAUCAGGGCUGCAAAUCCUAAAGAGCCAGUUUGUAGAGUAGCCGGUAGGUGAGCUGAACAGUCUUGAUACUUGUAGGGUCUAUCCCAUUUCUUUAAGAUUCCAAUUUGCAGCAUAAAUCUUCAAUCUAAGAUGUGCAUCACUGAUUUCACAGAACAUGAGAGUGCUGUACAUUGGGGUGCUCUUGUUUGGGGGUUUUUAGGCUUGCUACUCUUCAUCCUUAGCUCCACUUGAGCUUUCAAGUGUCUUCCUGGGGUAAAAUGACACUCAAAGACUUUACGGGAUGAACUGCGUGCUGAAUUCUCAGUUGUCUAAAAAGAUGUUUUAUACACAUAUUUAAAUUCACUUACCUACGCACUAAGUCUUCAGUGGAAACCACCCAAAGAGAUUUGUACAUUGAUUUAGAAGGGAACAUCCCCUGAAAUAGCGGCCAUUAAAUUGAUAUAUUUGGGGCAACAAUCCAAGUAAUCUCUUUAAGAGUGAAGUCCUGGCUUCUGCAAUCCUCUGGCAAAAAAAGCAUCCACUGUUUACAAAUGGACUUUGCUUGCUUAAGGGAAGUAAAAUCACAUCCUUCACUUUUGUUGGAGCGACUGAAGUGGAUGGCAUUUCCGUAACAGUUCCUGAAAUGCUGUGGUGUAACCAGCUUCAGUUGGCUCUUUGCACCUUGAUGAGACUGCUGAGCACAAACCUUGUUUGAGAAUGGCACAUUUUUAUCCAAAUAUUAGAUACUAAAAUAAAUCAGUGUUAAAGUGACCUUUUAUCUUUUUAGAAACUGGGGGGGAAGAGUACUACUGAUCUUUUUCGAAGUGCAUGACUGUAAAGUGAUAAAAUUGUAUAUUUUUCAUAAUGUGGGGAAAGUCUAUUUGUGCUGCUUUAGAAAUCAGUUUAAAGUUUGAUUUCUGUUAAACCUGUGAUCUUACAGCCCUGCUAUAUUUUCUGUAUAUGAUUUACAAAGAACUGGAAAAGUUAGCACCUGCUGUUGUGUAUAUAGCAAAAUUCUUUAGACCUUAGCACGCGUUUUUACCUAUUAUUGAACCACUGGCUUUUUUGGGGAGGGAAAGUAAUAGUACAGAUUUUUUUGAUAAUGUGUGUAAAACAUUCAUUUGAAAUAUUUUAGUAAAAUGAAGUAAGAGAUUGUGAUAGUGUAUACUUCUAGUUGAAUAAAAUACAUUCUUUUUAAAUAAA
Molecule: messenger RNA, 5515 nt
Organism: Columba livia (rock pigeon)
Lineage: Eukaryota; Metazoa; Chordata; Aves; Columbiformes; Columbidae
Gene: CCDC85C
Product: coiled-coil domain containing 85C
Exons: 7
Coding region: 734-1948 (404 amino acids)
Cellular component (GO): apical junction complex
Source: RefSeq, a predicted model, not a curated record